This is a messenger RNA of Phymastichus coffea, 2074 nucleotides long. It is a transcript of the gene Marc, whose product is annotated as mitochondrial amidoxime-reducing component 1. The coding region runs from base 166 to 1185 and encodes 339 amino acids. Lineage: Eukaryota; Metazoa; Arthropoda; Insecta; Hymenoptera; Eulophidae. The transcript has 5 exons. The record is from RefSeq and is a predicted model, not a curated record. Gene Ontology annotation, molecular function: molybdenum ion binding; pyridoxal phosphate binding; catalytic activity.
UUCACGGGAAGGAGAAUCGUGAGAGAAAGACAACUUGAACAAGUUUUGUGCUUCUGCUACAGAGAUUUCGCUGCGUCAAUCAGUGUUCUAUCUGCCGGCGUUCUAACCGUACACACAUGCGCAUGAGUUAAGCUUACGAAUAUCUGUUUUUGGCUUCUGUUCGUUAUGGAUCGGGCGGCGUACGUGAGUGCGAUAGUGGUGGGUGCUGGUACGGCAGUUUUCCUCGUUUGGUGGUGGUGGUCGAAACGUCAGCGUGAGCGGCCACCUUUAAAGUGGCGGAAAGUUGGCGAGCUCAGUGAUCUCAUCUGUUUCCCCGUCAAGUCUCUUGGACCAGUAAGGCUAAAUGAGUUUGAAUGUACGCAGUUAGGAUUGAAAUUCGGGUGGAUGAGGGACAGAACACUGAUGGUAAUUGACCUUGAUGGACAAUUCGUUACUGGUAGACAAUAUCCAAGAAUGGUUCAGAUAAUACCAAGUAUGGCCGGUUCAAUUUUAACGCUAAAAGCACCUGGAAUGAUGUCCAUAUCAGUAGAUCUUGCUAGACUGAUGGGCCGUUUUCGGGCAUCAGUUUGGGGACAAGCAGUAGCUGCUUGCGAUUGUGGUGAGGAGGUAGCACGUUGGCUCUCCCGUUUUUUACUUCAGGAGGACAGAGGACUAAGACUUGUAUAUUAUCCUCUAGACAAACCAUCACGGAAAGUGCGUAGCAAGAACGAUGGUUUCCCGCUUACUAUAAGUGAGGACACCGGUGCCUAUCCAGAUGCUACAAGUUAUACACUAGAAAACGAGGCCUCAAUUGCAGAUUUAAAUAGUAGGAUUGAUGAGCCAGUAGUACCACAAAAUUUUAGGUGCAAUUUCGUCGUGAAAGGUGCCGAGCCAUACGAGGAGGAUGCCUGGGAUUGGGUCAAGAUUGGCAACGUGUAUUUCCGCAACGUGAAACCGUGCACAAGGUGCAUUUUUACAACUGUACAACCAGAGACCGGACAGAAAAAUCUCAACUUCGAGCCGCUAAAGACUAUGAGAAAGUACCGAACGAUCACCGAUCCAUUGUAUCGAAAAUACACGGGAGACAGUCCAGUCAUGGGUAUCCAUCUGGGCUUACGAGGUCCUAAAGCUAUUGUACGAUUGGGUGACCCCGUCUAUGUAAGUGUACCCGAUCAAGAGCACCCCGUUCUUAUAUCGCCACCAUAGCAUCAUCGCUGGGGCUCCUGUUAUGAUGAAGACGAUCUUUUCAUAGAUUAACUGAAGUUAUCAACAGAGAAAAAAACCACAAGUGCAUACUAAAAAACAAUUGGACUGUUUAAUUGAAACGAGGGAAGCAGUAACGACGUUAAUCUGUACACAGACAUAUCAACGAACAUGGCUGUUUAAGCAUCUACCUUCGUUGGAACUGUCAAUGUUCUAAUAAAAUUGUAUUUAAAGAUCUUUUUUUAAAUAUUUGUAUAAUUACGUUUUCAUGUAAAAGACUGUACACUUGAGUUUCUUGUGCACUGCGAGCUAAUCAAAAUUUAAGGUAUUUUGAUCUACACGACUGCAGUCGAGUAUACAAUAUGUGAAUAAUAGGUGAUGGAUGAAUGAAUGAAAUGAUAGAAAAUUAACUUUUUUAUUAAAUAUUAUUAUAAAACGUAAUGUAUAGUUUUAAAGCCUUUUUAUAUGAGCACGUGUUAGAUCUGCAAUUCUUAAAAAGUUUUAAUGUAGCUAUUGUUAUCAAAACUCUAAAUUUGCAAUUUCAUUUAAAUUGUAAUCGAUGUCUGAAAGAUUUCUGUACGAAAUACCAUAGCCUUAUCGAAGGUGCCAAACGUUUUUAUACAGUGCACUUACUAACUGCUGGAUGCAUCUUAAUACCAAAUGUAAGAAUCAACUAAUAAAUUACAAUCAAAAUUGUGAUAUAAAUUACAAUUGUGAUAAACAUGAAUUCAUUUGAUAUUUAAUGUGUAAAAUGCCUUGCAUAUAAGAUUAUAUAAAAUCAUCAAUAUUUAAAAUUUGUAUGCGCUAAAAAUACUGUCAAAAGUCGGUUAGUAUGUACUUUAAAAAAAUAUAUAACACGGCUACGGCAGCAACAAGGGAGAAGGUAAUAAGU